AUGGCGCCCACACUUUCUGGCGACGAGAUCGAUGAUUUGAUCUACCUGGCACGGGCAGCCGAGGAUGCAGAGCUUACAGAGCUGCUCAAGGAGCUAGCAGAGCGGGAAAAGGUUUCAAUCGCCGACGUGCUGGAGGCUGCAAGGGAUGAAGGAAAGGCGACGUGCUUGCACAUGGCAGCCGCAAAUGGACAUUCGAAAACCGUGACACACAUUCUCUCACACCUGCCCACAUCAUCACUGCCCUCACCGGCACCCAGCAGCACAUCGCCAUCGGCGUCGACAACGGCACCGCCCGAGUCGUAUAUCAACGUGGCCAACGAGUACGGCAACACGGCGCUGCACUGGGCGUGUCUGGGCGGGCACCUCGACACCAUCAAGCUGCUGCUGUCGCGGGGCGCCAACCCUACCGUGGCCAACGCCAGGGACCAGAUCCCGCUCGACUGCGCCGCCUUCAACAACCACAUGCAUGUCGUGGAGUUCUUCUUGUCGCAGAGCCGGCACAAGGAGGAGCAGAACGCCAAGGAAGGCGGCCUCGAGGGCGCUGUUGGUGCUGUCGAGAUGGAGGUUGAGGAGGUUGAGGAGGAGGCUGGUGAGAGCAGUAAGACUGCCGCUUGA
Molecule: messenger RNA, 615 nt
Organism: Pestalotiopsis fici W106-1
Lineage: Eukaryota; Fungi; Ascomycota; Sordariomycetes; Amphisphaeriales; Sporocadaceae
Exons: 2
Coding region: 1-615 (204 amino acids)
Molecular function (GO): protein binding
Source: RefSeq, a predicted model, not a curated record